UUUUUCUCCUCGUUUACCCAACCGCCCAUAACGGUUAUUUGCUUAAUGUGCAACUGCGCGUUUACACGGUGGCUUACGGGCAGAUGAGGGGGGUUGAAGUUGUAUUUUCACAGUGAGAGAGAGAGAGAGAGAGAGAAAGGGAAAAGCUACUGCUCCAAACAUCGGUGAGCAGAGAUUCAGCAUCUCUUCCCAAAGACAGCGCACAUACGAGGCUCGCUAGUUAAUGCAGCGUUUAAAAUCUUAAUCCUUUUUUUUUUGUUUUUGUUUUUUUGUGGAAACGCUAGUUUGGUGGUGUCCGCGGACACAAACCUCGCUGUGUCAAAAGAAAAGCUCCUGUCCUAAUUUGGCUGCAAGGACGAAACACCCGUAAGCUACACGGCCUGACCAGAGUCUAAGAUGCCCUAGGCCGGGAGAAGGGAAAUGUAAAUGGCUUCCAAAGUAAAAGAUGCUGUGGUGUGGUACCAGAAAAAGAUUGGCGCCUACGACCAGCAGAUAUGGGAGAAAUCAGUGGAGCAGCGAGAAAUAAAGGGCUUGAGGAACAAGCCAAAGAAGACAGGACAUGUCAAACCAGACCUUAUAGACGUGGACUUGGUUAGAGGUUCGGCGUUCGCCAAGGCCAAACCAGAGAGUCCGUGGACGUCUCUGACCAGGAAGGGCAUCGUCAGGGUCGUCUUCUUCCCGUUCUUUUACCGAUGGUGGAUCCAGGUCACCUCCAGAGCCAUUUUCCUCUUACUGCUGGCUCUCUAUCUGCUGCAAGUGGCAGCAGCAGUCCUGUACGUGACCAUCCCUCAGCCUCAUGGGAUACCGGCCACCGAGGUGUUUGGAGCCAUCUGGCUCAUGUUGCUUCUGGGCACCGUCCACUGUCAGAUCGUCUCCACCAGGACCCCAAAACCUGUCUCCAGCGGCGGGGGGAAGAGACGCAGGAAGUUGAGGAAGGCAUCUCAGAUGGAGGUGCAUAGGGAAGGCGACGGGUCUAGCACUACCGAUAACACACAGGAGGGGGCGCCACACUCCCACUCAGCCAGCACCACAUACAGCCUGGGCGCUCUCUUCCAAGAUUUCUGGCAUGAUAUCUGUAAAGCUGGAUCUAAGAAGUCGAAGCUGUCCAUUGACAAGUCGACAGAGACUGACAACGGCUACGUGUCUCUGGAUGGCAGGGUGACCAAUCGCAGCAGUGAGGAGGGGCUCCAGCUCCACGAGCAGCGAAGCGACCCGCUGAACAGAGCUGACGAGGUGUGCUGGAACUCUCACGCCAAGCCGACACACACUCACACACCCCGCAGCACGGGACUGAUCCUGGCAAGCGGCAAUAAGGAGCCAGCAUCUGAUGAGGCGUCCAGCGAGGAGGACCCUGAAGCAUCCUACAGCACCCUCCGGAGGGGAGUUGAAAGGAUGAACAGUGACUCUACGCUGAGAAACCGCAAGAAUACACACCACUACAAGAAACACUACGCUGUGGAGGAUGUCCCCAAGUCCGGCACCAGCUGCAGCUCCAGAUGUUCCAGCCUGAGGACUCAGGACUCGGAAAGCACUCGACAUGAGUCCGAGACCGAGGACCUGAUGUGGGAAGACUUCCUGCACUGUGCCGAGUGCAGAUCAUCCUGCACCUCAGAGACGGAGGGAGAAGGCGGAGGGACACCAGUCUGUCCUCCUGCUAAAAAGGAGUACAGAGACGACCCCUUCCAUCAGGGUCAUGUUCCCUGGCUGCACAGCUCCAACCCCGGUCUGGAGAGAGUGAGCGCCAUCGUGUGGGAGGGAAAUGAGUGCAAGAAGGCCGACAUGUCCGUCCUGGAGAUCAGCGGCAUGAUCAUGAACAGAGUGAACCUCUACACUCCUGGUAUCGGUUACCAGGUCUUUGGAAACAUGGUCGCAGUGACGCUCGGCCUCACACCUUUUGCGUACAGGCUGUCUCAGUACUGCGACUUGGAUCAGCUGACCACGCUCACAGCCAAUGAGCUGCUGGCUGUAGCAAUGGGAGGCGGGUGUGGAUCAGACGCCUCGGUCAUCACCAUGGUGACGCUCAGCUUCCUGGUGCGCGUCUGCCUUAUAUGGCUCUUCUUCUUCCUGCUCAGCGUCGCAGAGAGGACCUACAAACAGAGGCUGCUGUUUGCCAAGCUGUUUGGUCACCUGACUUCAGCCCGCAGAGCCAGGAAGUCUGAAGUCCCUCAUUUCAGACUGAAGAAAGUUCAAAACAUCAAGAUGUGGCUAUCGCUACGCUCCUACCUCAAGAGGCGGGGUCCUCAGCGCUCAGUAGAUGUGAUUGUGUCGUCUGCCUUCCUGCUCACUCUGUCCGUCGUCUUCAUCUGCUGCGCCCAGCUGCUGCACGUCCAUGAAACGUUCCUGGAGUGUCACUAUAACUGGGAGCUGGUGAUCUGGUGCUCCAGUCUGUCUCUGUUCCUGCUCAGGUUCGUCACUCUGGGCUCCGAGACGAGCAAGAAGUACAGCAAUACCUCCAUACUGCUCACUGAACAGAUCAACUUGUAUCUGAAGAUGGAGAAGAAGCCAAACAAGAAAGAGGAACUGACACUGGUCAACAACGUCUUAAAACUGGCUACCAAACUACUCAAGGAGCUGGACACUCCUUUCAGGUUGUAUGGUUUGACUAUGAACCCUCUGCUCUACAACAUCACCCAGGUGGUCAUCCUGUCUGCGGUGUCGGGAGUCAUAUCUGACCUAUUAGGGUUUAACCUGAAGCUGUGGAAGAUCAAAUCGUGACAGUGAACGGAGACACGGCAUUGACCUUCACACUCACUGACUGAAAAGACUGAACGCGCGACAUAUCGGAGUGCUUUGACCUUCAACGUUCCCACUUUGUGCAAUUCACAAACUAUUUAUUUACCCACUCAGUGUUUUUACUUUUAGGGUUUAUUUGAAUUGUAGUUUGUUUUUAUUUUUGUGCUCCACGACACAAAAACCAUGCUAUAUUUGACCUGUCUACAUCAAGUGUUAGUAUUAUUAUAAGCAUAAAUUAUAUGUUUAACGUGAUGGUCUAGGUUCUCAGCUGAAGUUUUCAUUCACAAAUCUGAAGGCAAAGAAUUGAGACACCGACAGGGCAAGAAUCAUUUUGUCAUUUUUGUGUUUUGUUUGCUUAAACUGAAAGUUUUUGUUAUUUAUAUGUUGAGUACAUUUCGAAAACUUCGAACUCUGUUACAACCUUAAAUCCCAUUUUCAAAGUACAUAUGUUACUCCACCGGUUUUCUUCCAGCAACAAAGACAAACUGUCCAGUUUUAUUACAACCUGAUGCUUAAGUUGUAGAAAAUUUAAACCACAAAGUAUAUUGUGAUCCAGCUACAGUUACAAUGAUGUUUAUUAACUCAAAUCUGGCUGGUUUGGUGCAGAAAAUCCACCGCUAAAAUUAAAAGAGACGUUAAGUUCCAGGUUAACAAGAAUGUAAAGAGUUUAAUUUACCUCUAUAACCCAUUCAUACCCACUCCAAGAUGUAAUAAUUACAUUUAGAUAUCUGUUAACACGACAACGACAUCAGGACUGCAGAGAAACAAUCAUACAGCUAGUGGAGAUGACAGAACAUUGAUACAGAUGUGGAAGUACAGUCUCAUUAAAUUUAAAAAAACCUUUUUAUCCUUAUUUUUGUCCACGUCGGUGGGUUUGACAGUAUUUCCAGCAAUAUGUACGCAGGUAGUAACACGAUAUUUUCAUACAUCUGUUAAAACGCACAGGAAAUUUGGUUUAAACGCAGAUUAGGACAUUGUUCUAUCCCUGCACGUGAACGUCUGCAGAAAGUGGUGCAAUCCCACAAUGCAACGCCACAUUUUAUACAUAAUUGACAAAGAUUCAUAAGUGUCAGAAAUAUAAUUUUACUGCUCCCUUUAGAGCAAACUGAGUGUGGAAUACAUAGAAAACUGACUAAGCAGACACAGACUGAGUCUAGAAGUGGCCUCUAUUUUUAGGAACAUUUUGGGUUUUUUAGCUCUUCUGACAAAAAAGGUGAAAUUUUCAGUUCAGUUGAAGAACAAAUCAGUGUAACUUCACUUAAUCCUGCGUAUCAUAACAGCAUGAAGAGUUAAACUCCAGAUUUUCCACCAACUAUUAACUCCCAGAGCUCAUUAGACAUUUCCCAGUGAUCAAAGCGAGAGUCAGUCAACCUGUCGGGUUUCUAAAAGCUGCAGUUAAAACAUGAAUGAAGAUAUGCACUUUAAAAAAAAAAAAACAGAUUUUAAAAUGGAAGAAAAAGAAGUUACAUCUUGUUUCAAUGUCGAGAUAUUUUUUCUUUUUAGUACCUCACCUGCUUGACACGACGUGUGUGUGUGUUUGCUGUUCAAGCGAAUGUUAGAACUUAAAAACAGUAUCGACAAUUCACAUCGCUCUCAUGGAAAA
This is a messenger RNA of Larimichthys crocea (large yellow croaker), 4336 nucleotides long. Its product is annotated as putative homeodomain transcription factor 2. The record is from RefSeq and is a predicted model, not a curated record. Lineage: Eukaryota; Metazoa; Chordata; Actinopteri; Sciaenidae. Gene Ontology annotation, cellular component: endoplasmic reticulum. The coding region runs from base 427 to 2715 and encodes 762 amino acids. The transcript is spliced from 21 exons.